Molecule: messenger RNA, 1241 nt
Organism: Podospora bellae-mahoneyi
Lineage: Eukaryota; Fungi; Ascomycota; Sordariomycetes; Sordariales; Podosporaceae
Exons: 2
Coding region: 194-1048 (284 amino acids)
Cellular component (GO): zeta DNA polymerase complex
Source: RefSeq, a predicted model, not a curated record
AGCUACCGGUCACAUGCUUUGGCGUUGCGGAAUGCACGACUCGUCGCGUCUCCCACCAAACAAUGGAAACCCCUCCAUUCGCUCUCGUGUACGCAUGAGAACCAGAUUCAACAACAGCCACAGCGCUUAGUGUCAAAUCCCCGAAUACAUCACGUCUCAUCAUAUACCCUAAAGCCCAAAAUAACCUCCUUUCAUGGUCACCAUGGCCGACGAAUCCUCCUCCCUCCCCAUAGACCAAUCCCACAUCCUCCUCACAUCAUUCAACACCUUCCUCACCGUCGCCAUCCACAACAUCCUCUUCUACCGCCGUCUCUACCCCCCCGAAACCUUCCUCUCCGCCCGCGCCUACAACCUCCCCGUCCACCAAAACCGUCACCCAAAAGUAUGCACCUGGGUCACCGACGCCGUCUCCUCCGUCGCCGCCCAGCUAUCAUCAGGCAAAGUCUACCUCAUAGCAGUAGUAAUCCACUCCCCUCUCGACCCUUUCUCCCUCUCCUUCCCCCCCUCCCCAUCCCCCAUCCCUCCCGGCUCAGUCCUAGAACGCUACACAUUCGACACCUCCCACUUCCCAACCUGGACAACCCCCUCCAUGGCCACCCACGCCCGGAUCCUGCAAAAGGACUUCCGCUCCGAAGUCACCCGUGAGCCGUUACUCAACCACCCCUCCCUUAACCUCACCAACCUCAACGAGCAAUUCCGGGCUUGCCUCCUCAAGAUGGCGCAGGCGAUGGAACGGUUGAGUCCGAUACCAGAGGGGUGCACGUUCACGCUAGCUGUAGAGCUGAAAGAUGACGCUGCUGCUCCCAUCGGUCACCAUCAAGAUUGGAUCCCCUCAGAACCAACUGAUCCUCCACCAGAGCCACAAGACAGAACAGGCAAGGGGGGGUGCGUCACCUCAGUGGCAUCCAGGGCAGAAACCGGGGUAGCAGCCAAAACUACACCAGUCAGGGUGGUGGAGGCUGGACCGCUGUGGUUUGAGUGCUGGGUUGAGGAGUCGAGGGCAAAGGUUGCGUUGAUGGAAUUUACGGCUGCGCAAGAGAGAGUGUGAGGGGUAUGGCAUGGGUUGUUGGUCCGUGUCUGGGAUUUUCGGUUGGCGUUCAGGUUGCAAGUGUUCAUUUGGCUUAGUGAUACCCCCAGGACUGGAAAAUAGAAACAGGUCCUCGUUUUAUUAUUACACGCACGCUAGCUUAUGUUUUCAGUAGCUCAACAAAUGCCUCACAAUGGGCUGGAAUAGAUCACAC